AUGCAGGUUAAUCCUGAUAGCAUGCGCACGUAUGGACUAACCUAUCCUCCCAACUUCCUGGAGUCGCUGGAAAAGAUAACUCUGUCACCUCGACCAUCGCCGGCACCCUCCAUGCCUCCCACUACCAAUAUCAAUUCCAGUUCCUCAGCUGCGCAACUAGACGGAAUUACAAAGUCUCCUACGCCUGUAUCAUCCUCAAACGGCUCUCUAGUUCCGUCCCUAUCGCCAGAGAGCGAGCUCAGCUCAACACCUAGAACCCCUGUGAACAAAGAAGACACCGCGAACAAGAAUGGAUCGAAUGGAAGCAAUAUCUACAUUCUACCCUCACCUACAUUUUGCAAACUUCAUCAGUCGCAUUUAUUGAACCCGCCGCCAGAUAACGUGUUGUUCCCAUUCUUACAUGGGCUGGAAGGUGGUAAUGAAGGCUUGUGCGGUUUCUUCCUAGGAGGAGGUGUUGGUGGGCACAGUGCUGCAGCUCGCAGAAAAGUCACUGUUCCAGCGUAUCGAGGAUUAAUGUGGGUCAUAUGUGAGGACGACCUGGAUAAUCCGGAGAAGGAUUUGAGAUGUCUUGUGCACCCUCCAGAAUAUCACAAUGUAUAUGGUCUGACUCCACCCGGCUACGAUGAUGACUCUGAAAGCUAUUUUACUUCUGAAGACGAACUGGAUGAUUUAGACGAGGAAGACACUUCUUCUGAAUCGUUUUCUACUGAAGAGAACGGUGCAGCGAUGGAUGUCGACGUUGCCAUAAACGACUCCUCUUCGCCCUUGAGUGACAGAGGAAACGACAUUGACGAUCCCAAUAACGCUGAAUAUAUGCACCCCAUAGCGCAUAGACCUGCUCCCAUGACCAAACCUUUACUGAAUACGAAGGAUCUGCCGAUAGAUAUGGAGAUGCCGACCAGCAGUAGCUUCGCUUCAACAGCAAGCGAAGACAUAGACAUGGAGAUGGAUGUGCAAUCUCCCAGAGAUAUUGACUCCGCCUCCGCGUCGCUUACUUUAAACAGUUCUAUCGGAACACCUGCGACUUCUGCACCUGAAGUCAAGUCUCGACGAGAACGUAAACGUUCGCAGUCUCAGCCACCGCAGCUGCCGCCGCCAAUCUUGACUUGUACGUUCAGACCUCACGAGUUACUGAGAAGGAUUCCGAGGUCGAAUCCUCGUAAAUGCGAAUUUACUGGGAAGAGGGAGAACACUCCCAAUUCGCCAUCGUCGUCUCCUUGCUUCGGGAAGGAAGAAGACUUUGCGGAAGGUGUGAAGGUGAAAGUAGAAAUCAACGAGGAAGAACAUCAAUUUGCUUUAGCCGCACCAGAUGAAGAGGAGAAGAAAACGCUUGAGGAGUGGAGUGCUCAAGAUCCUGAAUGGGAGUAUCAUUUGACUCCGCUUAUGGUGCCCGAUGGGAUUAGUUUGAGGAAUUUCGGGUGUCAGGUUGCCAUCCUUGCAUCAUUGAGUGAUAUCGUCGUCUAUAGCCCUUUGGGCAAAACCCAGAAUGCGCAGAGGUUAGCGGCACACUUUAGGGAAGCUUUGGAAAGGAAGAGGAGGGAAAGGAUUGCGAAUGGUCAUGCACCCGAAACGCUACCCGCAUACAACGUGUUCAUGCUGGAUGCUGCGGCGGAGGAAAUGCGGAAGGAUUGGUGGACACCUUUGUGUGUUAGAGUCAAGGAAGGUGGGGCGGGUACGGGACGACAUGCGAACCCGGAUGGAGGUGCAAGCUGGUUAGGAAAUGGGACUGUUACGUCUUCUCCAAAGCUGAAGGACUAUUUUGGGGAUGCGAAAGGGAUGGACAUUGAUCAAAAUCAAACGAGUUCCUCCGAGCGACAACUCUCUUCGAUAACACCUUCUCAACAACAUGGUAGUCAAAGCCAUCAUCAACAAGUUUCUUACGAACCCAAUACCGUUGACUUUGCAAGGAGGGAAAGGGAGGAAAUGAGAGAGUUAACAAGAGCCAGCGAGAUCAUUCACGUUCCUGUCCCUCUAAUGAACGGCGCCGAACAGGAGGAUCAACUGGUGGGAGAGAUGUGGUUGGGAAAUGUGAAUGACGUGCCGUUGCCAGUUGAUACUUUCACUUGCCACCCAGAUGAAGGUCGAGAUCUGGAAGGACUCGAAGGACCUGAUCUUGAGGCUAAGGAGUGGAAGCGGUUGGGCGGUUCGUGUGCAAAUCCACCUUCGAAUCCUCUGGGAUUUGACAUAUGUAUCGAAUGCCACGAUUCUGCGCUUUUACCUGGCAAGGACCAUAUUCGGAUGGUUGAAGAGAGGAUUUACGCGAUGGAAAACGCUUGGGCGGCGCAUAACAGCCAGAGGAGCAGCGCCCCAAGGCCGCCGCCAACUGCUGGGAAUAUCUUGCAUCUACCCUUUCCUAGUAGUCCACCCACGACGCAGAACUCGGUGCGAGACGUUAUCGGAGUUGUCAAGUGGCUCGGUGGCUUAAUCGGUGUAGGUGAAGAGUGGGGCGACGCGACGGAUUCCAAAUCGGAUUCAGCGUCCUUUUCAUUGUCCUCGUGCUCGACUAAUUCUGGUGCUACUUCCGGUGAUACCAUGAACGCCUCGCAGCCGAACUUGAUUCCAUCUCCAACAAAAAGUGUAUCUUCUUCGUGGUCAUCUCUCGGGAACUUCAUUCCUCUUCCCUCUUUCCCGAUAAGCUGGUCUUCUUCAGGCAAAGGUCCCGACAACACCAGUUCAUCCAAGGACAACGUUCCCGACAGUUCCACAGCUGGGGAUUCAACUGCGAACUCGGCUUCCGUUGCUGGUUCCAGUUCAGGUUUGGUGACACCGAAUGGCUCGACGACGCCCAGAUCACGGUCUUUCACUUCCCCUGCUGCUGCCAAUUCUCAAAUUUCGAUAACGUCGUUCUCUCAAGACCCUAGUCUCUCUGUGCCCCCUCAACAUCUGGUGCAAAAGCCUAAACGCCGAUGGUCUCGCCCGUUGAAGAUUUUGGUAUACAGUUCCGACGGGUACACGGAGAGUUCGGUGCCUGCGUUGUGUCUGUUGAUGGCUUUCGGGGUGUAUGGUGCUGGUGGUUCUGUACCGCUUGUCCCUACGGGCGGACAGCCCUCGACACAACCAGAGCCGGUGCAGAGAGGGAUGACGCUCCCCGAAGCUUAUCUACAGCUGCAGUUGGGUGAUAAGUGGAGCGAUGCUAAGGGGAAAAAGAAGAUUGGUAGAAGUUUCUUCGUGUAUCAAAGUGAUUUGACUUUGUUGAGGAGGGUUGAGAAUGAGCUUGAGAAGGAACGUAAGGCGAAGCUUAGGGAAUUGGAAGAGAAAGAAAAGGAGAGAAAGAGAAAGGAGGAGUGGGGAAGGAAACAAGAGGCGAGGGAGAGGAGGGGCAGCUUCAAGCUUGAAGAAGCGUGCCAUAAGGAGAGAGAGCGAUUCAAGUUGAAGGAAAGGGAAGGUUCGGUAGACCGGGGUGAAGGUGGCAGCGGUUCGGGGAGGAAAGGCCUUUUCUCUAGUUUCGGAACAAACGUAAAUCCCUACGUUGUCGGUUGGGGUCAUUCAGGACACUCCUCGAAAGAGUCCUCGAAAUCAACGGCGAAGACACGACCAUCGGCCAAAAGUGUAUCAUUUGCCUCACCUCAAUCACCUCCUUCUCAACCAAUCCCGACACCACCGGCGCAAACUCAAACUCACGACCCGCCCCCAGCAACGCCACCUCAAAACGGAACGGCGAGUGCCAGUGUUCCCUCCCUGACAGCCCUUCCGGAGCAUUUGACGUCUCCUACACCUCUAUUCUCAUCACAGGUUUCCACCGGAGGAAUGACAGUGACGAGGCCCAGAUCGUCCACAUAUGGAGGUUCCGCGCAUAGUGCGCUUCCAGGGUAUUUGGGUAAUAGUUUACAUGAACAAAGAAUGCGAACGAAGUUCUUCAACGAGGCUUGGUUCAAUGACUCUCGGUUCGACGGGAGUUUCCCGAGUAGAGUCUUGGACGGUGUUUACCUCGGCAACUUAAACCACGCAUCCAAUGUGUAUAUGCUCCAAGCAUUAGGAAUCACCCAUGUCGUUUCAGUGGGCGAGUGUGCUCUUAUUCCCCCGGCUCAUGGACAUGCACAGUAUCAGCACCAGAUGACGCAACACCCAUUCUAUCCGAAGGGCAGCGCUCAACAAUACACUCAUAAUCAUCAUGCAAAUACCUUCCCUCUGCAUGGGCAUUCAAACUCUGUUCCGCCUACACCUGGCUCGCUGUUCCUCGAAGAACGUGCGGGGAGAAUCAAGGUGUUAGAUAUACAAGGUGUUUGCGAUGAUGGCAUCGAUACCCUCGAUGAAGGGAUGUUAAGUGAUAUCUGUACAUGGAUCGACGAUGCCCGUAGCGAAGGUGGGCAAGUGCUUGUUCAUUGCAGGGUGGGUGUUAGUCGCAGUGCGACCGUUGUCAUUGCCUAUGUGAUGAAGUCCCUCAACCUCCCACUUGUAGACGCGUACCUCAUUGUUCGCUCUCGUCGCCUCUCGGUGCUCAUACAGCCCAAUAUGAGGCUGCUUUACAACCUUUGUGGGUGGGAGGUCAGACUUGGGAUUGCGAAAGUUGAAGAAAAGAUCGCGGAGCGACGGAAGUUAUCCUCCGAGCAGCCGUGGUCGAAAGAACGCGAGGAUAAGCUAAGAGAGGACCUUCUCAAGACCGAGUUGGCUACCUCGUUAUCGUGGCCGUAUCUGGCCAAGGAGGUACAUAGGCUGAAUGAAAAGUAUCUCGGGUGA
Molecule: messenger RNA, 4677 nt
Organism: Marasmius oreades (fairy-ring Marasmius)
Lineage: Eukaryota; Fungi; Basidiomycota; Agaricomycetes; Agaricales; Marasmiaceae
Exons: 16
Coding region: 1-4677 (1558 amino acids)
Biological process (GO): protein dephosphorylation; nuclear DNA replication
Molecular function (GO): protein tyrosine/serine/threonine phosphatase activity
Source: RefSeq, a predicted model, not a curated record